Molecule: messenger RNA, 662 nt
Organism: Amaranthus tricolor (Joseph's coat)
Lineage: Eukaryota; Viridiplantae; Streptophyta; Magnoliopsida; Caryophyllales; Amaranthaceae
Product: histone H3.2
Exons: 1
Coding region: 125-535 (136 amino acids)
Cellular component (GO): nucleosome
Molecular function (GO): structural constituent of chromatin; protein heterodimerization activity; DNA binding
Source: RefSeq, a predicted model, not a curated record
CCAAUAUAUAAACUCCAUCUCCCUUGAAAGAAUUCAUCCCUCCUCUUUCGCUCUAAUUUCCCAAAUCUUUCAUUCUCCCUCUCAAAUUUCUCCAUUUUCAACCCAAAGCUUUUCUCUCUUAACAAUGGCUCGUACAAAGCAAACUGCCAGAAAAUCCACCGGAGGAAAAGCUCCAAGAAAGCAAUUGGCCACCAAAGCCGCCAGAAAAUCUGCCCCAGCCACCGGUGGAGUGAAGAAGCCACACAGAUUUAGGCCUGGAACUGUUGCUCUUCGUGAGAUCAGGAAAUACCAGAAGAGUACUGAGCUUCUCAUCAGGAAGCUUCCAUUCCAGAGGCUUGUUAGAGAAAUUGCUCAAGAUUUCAAGACGGAUCUUCGUUUCCAGAGUUCCGCUGUUGCUGCUCUUCAAGAGGCUGCAGAGGCUUACUUGGUUGGUCUUUUUGAGGAUACUAACCUCUGCGCCAUUCACGCUAAGAGAGUUACUAUUAUGCCUAAGGAUAUCCAGCUUGCUAGGAGGAUUCGUGGUGAGAGGGCUUAAUUGGUUAGGUUUUAGUAGGUAUUGGAUAUUAUAGUAUGUAAUUGUGGAUCUUGUUUGUUACUAAGUUGUUUAGUAGUUACCGAUGCAAUGUUCUUGAUAUAUUCAAUGAAAAUGCUUCGUUUUCUCA